This is a messenger RNA of Panicum hallii, 1685 nucleotides long. RefSeq names its product putative receptor-like protein kinase At4g00960. The record is from RefSeq and is a predicted model, not a curated record. NCBI's taxonomy places the organism in Eukaryota, Viridiplantae, Streptophyta, Magnoliopsida, Poales, Poaceae. Gene Ontology annotation, biological process: protein phosphorylation. The transcript is spliced from 5 exons. Gene Ontology annotation, molecular function: protein kinase activity; ATP binding. Bases 293 to 1528 code for a protein of 411 amino acids.
CUCACCAUUCCACGUACAUACAAGCCAGGAGCACCAGGAACUAGCUGCGCCGCACGGGCAAGUGUGCGGCGCGGGUGGUCCGUCGGUCUCGGCAGCACCCAGCCGCAGCGGGAUCAGGCCGCUCCGCUGACCCGCCCGCGCGGGGGUGUUCGGCUGGCCGGCUCUAUUUGUUCGCCUGUUCACCCGCCGAGGCCGGAGGCCCCCUUCCCCGGCUUCGGCGGUUCCGGUAGCCUGUCUGCCGUGGCGGUUCCGUUGGUCACUCGGCUUGCUGUCUGCUGCGGGCCGGUCGGUCAUGGCGGCCGCGCCGCGGUCGUGGGCGUGGGCGUGCGGGUGCUGCGUGGCGAGGAGGAGGAAGGGCGGCGCGGGCGCGGGCCAGACGGGCGGCGGCGCCGGCGCCGGCGCGUCGGGGCGGGCGGAGGAGGGCGACGAGUGGAGCCUCUUCAUGGACCUGCCCGUGCUCGAGGCCGCCACGGAUGGCUUCUCCGACGGCAACCUCCUCGGCCGCGGCGGAUUCGGCCCCGUCUACAAGGGGGUUCUGCAGGACGGGCAGCAGAUCGCCGUGAAGAAGCUGUCGCUUGGGUCACGGCAAGGCGUGCGCGAGUUCCUGAACGAGGUCCGUCUCCUGCUCAAGGUGCAGCACCGGAACCUGGUGUCCCUGCUUGGCUGCUGCGCUUCCUCCGGUCAGAAGAUGCUCGUCUACCCCUACUUCCCCAAUGGCAGCCUCGACCAUAUCCUCUUCAACAGGCAAAAGAGUGUGCAGCUCGAUUGGCCAAAACGAUACCAGAUACUCAUUGGGUUAGCCAGAGGCCUCCUCUACCUCCACGAGGAGUCCCCGGUGAAGAUCAUCCACAGGGACAUCAAGGCGAGCAACGUGCUCCUGGACGACCAGCUGAACCCGAAGAUUUCAGAUUUCGGCAUGGCGAGGCUCUUCCUGGAGGACGCGACGCACGUGAACACAUUCAAGAUCUCCGGCACAUAUGGUUACAUGGCUCCAGAGUACGCGAUGAACGGCUACUUGUCAACGAAGACUGACGUCUUCAGCUUCGGGAUCCUGGUGCUGGAGAUAGUGAGCGGACGCAAGAACAUCGUCCGGCAUGUGGACGACGAGAGGAUCGACCUCUUGAACUAUACGUGGAAGCUGUUCGAAGAAGGACGGUCCCUGGAGAUCGUGGACCCGAAUCUGUCCGACCCCGACACGGAGCAGACGCUGCUGUGCAUCCAGCUCGGCCUGCUGUGCUGCCAGGCCGUGGUGUCGGACCGGCCGGACAUGCACAGCGUGCACCUCAUCCUGUCGAGCGACUCGCUCACGCUGCCCAAGCCGGGGAAGCCGGCGAUCCACGGCCGGACCGGGCGGUGGAGGACAACGACGGCUUCAGGGUCGGCGUCGGCGUCGUCGGCCUCCAACAUCAACACCACCAGCACGUUCGGCACCGACACGAACACGACGAGGGCCUCUGUGCUGGCCAAUAUCGCCGAGGACGAGUCCAGGAACUCCAUUUCCAUAUCCUUCACCACGGAAGGCCGGUAAAAACGAUGAGCGGCGGGAUUAGUAUGGUGAGAUGUGAACAAUAGUAGUUUUGUGAAGAGUCGCUUUAUUGGUAGCGGUUGAUUUGUAGAAUUUGAUUCAUAUUCAGAGAAUGGUAAUUAGCUGAUUUACCAGUUAAGGAGGCACCUAUAAUUUGCCA